CCUGGCUCUUGCUGACGGAGGCCACUGGGGCACCCCGUGGGCCAGGUCCUGUGCCAGGCCUGGUCUGGCUGGGCUCUUGGGGUCUUUUGGCACCUGUCCCAUGUCCUGGGAGUGCCGGGGCCCUCAACAUUCUGAAAUGUUGAACGUCAGGGAGAAGAAACUUGUUCCCAGCCAAGUGGCAGGAGUGAGGCUGUGGCCAGGUCACGGGGUCUUCUCCCUCCAAAUGGGGUCCUCUCCCAGGCCCCCCUGUGCCUCAGGAAGGACUCCCUGGUUCUGGUCUCCUCUCCUGUCCCAGAGCCCUGGAAGCCCCCCACCUGUCCUGGUGCCCCACGGUCAGCAGCAGGACCGUCGCUAUGUAAAUGUCUGUGCAAAUGUCCUGGGUCUAGCCUCCGGCUCCUCAGGGAGGCAGAGCCUCCUCCGGACACCGUCACUUCAGGGCCAUGGGGCGCCCGCGGAGGACGUUCCCCUCCCUAAUCCUCUUGCUGCAGGUCCUGGCCGGGCCGACCCGGGCCAGCGAGAACUCCGAGUUCUCUCUGGCUGGGGACUACCUGCUGGGUGGCCUCUUCACCCUCCAUGCCAACAUGAAGGGCCCUGCCCACCUCGACGUCCUGCAGGUGCCCAAGUGCAAGGAGUACGACCUGAAGGUGCUGGGCUACAACCUGAUGCAGGCCAUGCGCUUCGCGGUGGAGGAGAUCAACAACCACAGCAGCCUGCUGCCCGGCCUGCUGCUGGGCUACGAGAUAGUGGACAUCUGCUACCUCUCCAACAACGUGCAGCCCGUGCUCUACUUCCUGGCGCAGGAGGACUACUUCCUGCCCAUCCUCGAGGACUACAGCAACUACGUGCCCCGCGUGGUGGCUGUCAUUGGCCCUGACAACUCCGAGUCCACCAAGACGGUGGCCAACUUCCUCUCCCUCUUUCUCCUUCCACAGAUCACCUACAGCGCCAUCUCUGACCAGUUCCGUGACAAGCAGCGCUACCCGGCCAUGCUGCGCACGGUGCCCAGCGCCAGCCACCACAUCGAAGCCAUGGUGCAGCUGAUGCUCCACUUUGGCUGGAACUGGAUCGUGGUGCUGGUGAGCAACGACGACUACGGCCGGGACAACAGCCAGCGGCUGGGCGACCGGCUGGCAGAGGGCAACGACAUCUGCAUCGCCUUCCAGGAGGUGCUGCCCAUGCCCGAGCCCGACCAGACGCUGACGCCCGACCAGCGGGCGCACCUGAGCCGCAUCCUGCUCAAGCUGCAGCAGACCACGGCGCGCGUGGUGGUGGUCUUCUCCCCCGAGCUGGCCCUGCACGUCUUCUUCGACCAGGUGCUGCGCUGGAACAUCACCGGCACCGUGUGGAUCGCCUCCGAGUCCUGGGCCAUCGACCCCGUCCUGUACAACCUCACCGAGCUGCGCCACACGGGCACCUUCCUGGGUAUCACCACCCAGAAGGUGCCCAUGCUGGGCUUCAGUGAGUUCCGCGUGCGCCGCGCUCAGGACGGACCGCCGCCCCCCAACAGGACCAGCUCGUGGGCCACCUGCAACCAGGAGUGUGACGCCUGCUUGAACAUCACCGAGUCCUUCAACACCAUCCUCACCAGCUCCGGGGAGCGCGUGGUCUACAGCGUGUACUCGGCCGUCUACGCCGUGGCCCACGCCCUGCACAGCCUCCUGGGCUGCACCCAGACCCACUGUGCCAAGGAGGUGGUCUACCCCUGGCGGCUACUCGAGAAGAUCUGGAAGGUCAACUUCACCCUCCUGGGCAACCAGAUCUUCUUUGACCAGCAAGGGGACGUGCCCAUGCGCCUGGAAGUCAUCCAGUGGCGGUGGGAUCUGCCACUGAACCCCUUCCCGAGCGUCGCCUCCUACUACCCCUCGGAGCGGCGGCUCAGGAACAUCCACAACAUCUCCUGGCACGCCCACAACAACACGGUGCCCACGUCCAUGUGCUCUAAGAACUGUGAGCUGGGGCAGAGGAAGAGGCCGGUGGGCAUCCACCCCUGCUGCUUCGAGUGCAUCGACUGCUCCCCGGGCACCUUCCGCAACCAGACCUCAGAUGAGUAUGUGUGCCAGCCCUGCCCGAGCUCCACGUGGUCCCACAGGAAAGACACCUCCUGCUUCCAGCGGCGGCUGGCCUUCCUCGAGUGGCACGAGGCGCCCACCAUCUUCGUGGCCCUGCUGGCCGCCCUGGGCUUCCUCAGCACGCUGGCCACCCUGGUCAUAUUCUGGUGGCACUUCCCGACGCCCAUGGUGCGCUCGGCCGGGGGCCCCAUGUGCUUCCUGAUGCUGGGGCCGCUGCUGCUGGCCUACGCCAUGACGUGGGUGUACGUGGGGCCGCCCUCGGUCUUCCGGUGCCUGUGCCGCCAGGCCUUCUUCACCCUCUGCUUCACCGUCUGCAUCUCCUGCAUCACCGCGCGCUCCUUCCAGAUCAUGUACGUCUUCAAGAUGGCCCGCCACCUCCCGCGGGCCUACGGCUUCUGGGUCCGCUACCACGGGCCCUACGCCUUCGUGGCGCUCAUGACGGCCAUCAAGAUGGCCAUCGUGGUGGGCAACAUGCUGGGCACCAGCACCAGCCCCACCGUCCGCUCCGACCCCGAGGAUCACCACGUCAUGAUCGUCUCCUGCCACCCCAACUACCGCAACGGGCUGCUCUUCAACACCAGCAUGGACCUGCUGCUGUCCGUGGUGGGCUUCACCUUCGCCUACCUGGGCAAGGAGCUGCCCACCAACUACAACGAGGCCCGGUUCAUCACCCUCAGCAUGACCUUCUCCUUCACCUCCUCCGUCUCCCUCUGCACCUUCAUGUCGGUGCACGACGGCGUGCUGGUCACCAUCAUGGACGUCUUGGUCACGGUGCUCAACUUCCUGGCCAUCACCCUGGGGUACUUCGGCCCCAAGUGCUACCUGAUCCUCUUCUACCCCGAGCGCAACACCGCAGCCUACUUCAACAGCAUGAUCCAGGGCUACACCAUGAGGAAGGACUAGCCCUGCCGCUGGGUCUGCCGUGAGGAGACGGGGCCAGGGGAGACGGGGUCAGGGUCUCAGAAGGACACGUGGCCGUCACUUGGCAUCCCUCUGGGGUUCUCUGCAGCCUGGCCGUGCUUACCCACUUGGGGACGGAUGCCUAAAAAUGUCCACACUUUGUCCCUUCCCCUUGAGCUGUUUCAUUUGUCAGGCGCUGCCACUUGCUUCUAGUAGACAUGACCCAAGGUGACCUAUGGGUCUCCAAGGACAAAGUCUGAUUUAGCGGCUCACUGCCGCCACCUGGUGGUCGCCUUGGGCACCCGCAGGCUCCGGCCCCUUGCCCUCAGUCAUGUGGAGGCUGAGCUUCCCGUGCUGGUGGGGGCUGGGGUGGUGCGAGCCCCCACGUGCUGCCUGGCGUCAAUCCCUUUCCCAAAGAGCCCAGACCGGGCCUCCAUGUUCUAGGUGACGGCUGGGCACAGAGGGUGCUUCAUAUUG
This is a messenger RNA of Ictidomys tridecemlineatus (thirteen-lined ground squirrel), 3446 nucleotides long. It is a transcript of the gene Tas1r2, whose product is annotated as taste 1 receptor member 2. Gene Ontology annotation, cellular component: sweet taste receptor complex; plasma membrane. NCBI's taxonomy places the organism in Eukaryota, Metazoa, Chordata, Mammalia, Rodentia, Sciuridae. The record is from RefSeq and is a predicted model, not a curated record. Gene Ontology annotation, molecular function: sweet taste receptor activity; G protein-coupled receptor activity. Gene Ontology annotation, biological process: sensory perception of sweet taste; G protein-coupled receptor signaling pathway.